UGUUAUUUAUAUGUUAUGUCAUUGCAAAUUUGCAAUAAAUCAAUAACAAAUGACAGCUGAAAGGUUUUUAAUUUCUCAGGUAACUAAUUAGAUAUGUUUAUUACUGAAUACCGAUCAUAACGUACUGACACUAUUUUACCAAAAAAAAGAUCCGUUAAACCAAUGAAAUAAAUUAUUUAAAGGCUACCAUUGUCAAUUUUUUUGGUAACUAUAUUAAUUUUAGUAAGCAACUGGGCACAUAAAUUAGAACUUACUUUAUCCUUUUUUUUUUUCUGUUCUAACUUGGGUGCCCCUCUCUCUUUGGAGGAAGGGGACGUGCACCUUAGCACUAGUUUGUUGUGAUAUAAAGAAUCUCAGCUUUCUGUAUCCUCCAUCUGUCCCUUAGCACUACCCUACUUAAAAUAAGAAAUUUGCCUCUGUUGCUUCCACACGAUGAGCAGUGUGAAAAGUGAAGCAUAUACAGGUGGUAAUUGUCUGAGGUUGCUAAUGCAGUAACAAAGAAUAUUAUAAGAUCAAGAGGGUGGGGUGGAUGAAAAAGCAAAUGGUUCAUUGGUUGUAAAUGGAGUUAUUUAUAUGCAAAGAGAGUGAGGACAAUGGAAGCCAGCACUUUUCCGGCUAUUUAACAUUCACUGAGGCAUUCAAAAAUGGGUUUUGCCAAUAAUGGUUACAUGUCAAGGAUAGCAAGUUUCUAAACAUAGGAAAAAUCUAUAUAACUAACAGAAAUAACCCUCAUAUAUGCUGCAUAUUCAGUUGCCACAUUUUUUUUGUUAAUAUUAUAAUAGACUUUCUUGCCUGUUUCUUUCAGGUCCCAGAUUGAGUGAUGUAGAUGCCAAUGUCUACUUAAAAGGAGUGGUUGCUUGUGUCUCUCAUUGUGACCUUCAAAUUAUAAUUUCUUAUAUCUUAAAAUUGCUCAUAUUUUUUGUUCUUCUCCUGUAGUUUCUUUUUUUUUUUUCUGCCUGCUAACUUACCAAGAUCUCACGUUUUCACAAUUGGGUUAAAUUCUUUAUUGUUCAGGCAAACAAACCUGUCAGUACUUCCUUAGAAGUUAUCUAACAACUGUGCGUGUUGAUAUUAAUUUAUGCAUCUUAACAAAAUAGAAUUGAAUUACAAAUAUCUCUUAGUUUUGUUCCCAUUAAAUUGUGUAGAAAUUAUCUUUAUUUCUUCAAAUUGUUAUUAAACUAACUCAAUUAACUUUCCCUGUAGUCUCUCCAUUUUGUUGUGAUUGCUAACAAAUGCUAACUGGUACAUCUUAUUCUUGAAAAUUGACAUUUUUGAAGCAGAAAUUUUGCGUGUAACCACGCUGUUGGGGAAUGCAUCAGUUUUAGGUCAAAGUGGGCUUGAACAAGCUAGCCCCCUGGCUUCUGCAGGAAUAUUUUCAAAUGGAGGAGCUGAUGUGAAUGGAUGGGCAUCACGGUUUCCAUCAGAAGUACGACACUAACCA
Molecule: messenger RNA, 1441 nt
Organism: Rubroshorea leprosula
Lineage: Eukaryota; Viridiplantae; Streptophyta; Magnoliopsida; Malvales; Dipterocarpaceae
Source: the annotation of a GenBank genome assembly